AUGGUGAAAGGGAGGCCGGAGGGAAGGAAAGGACCUUGUAUCAGCGAUUCAGCGGUAUUGCUGGUAUGGGGUGCCGCGCUCUGGAAGGGGCUUCAGAGCCAGCCCGAGCCGCCCGUGAAAAGUGUGACGAGGGAGACCGAAAGAUACCAGUUCCCGCUAAACUUCUCUGAGCCAUCGGGCACAAUCCUGCCUGUAAUUUGGCACCGAUGGUACCUCUGGUAA
Histoplasma mississippiense is the source of this 222-nucleotide messenger RNA. RefSeq lists its product with no specific name. Bases 1 to 222 code for a protein of 73 amino acids. The record is from RefSeq and is a predicted model, not a curated record. Lineage: Eukaryota; Fungi; Ascomycota; Eurotiomycetes; Onygenales; Ajellomycetaceae. The transcript is spliced from 2 exons.